This is a messenger RNA of Triticum dicoccoides, 870 nucleotides long. Its product is annotated as zinc finger protein ZAT12-like. The transcript has a single exon. The coding region runs from base 289 to 771 and encodes 160 amino acids. The record is from RefSeq and is a predicted model, not a curated record. Lineage: Eukaryota; Viridiplantae; Streptophyta; Magnoliopsida; Poales; Poaceae.
CAAAACUUCCCGAUCGAAAAGUAAAUGCACACAGGUCCACGUCUAGAACCCAGACAACAAAUACUUGCGAGCCACUAGUAGUAGUCGUGCCCCAAACCCCGGCCCAACCCACACUAUAUAAGAGCCAUCAGCCAUACGGGCCAGAGCCACAUACGCAUUACACAGUGCAGCGGGUCGAUUAGCACAACGCCACUUUUUGAUCCGGGGACUAGCCUGCCAGCUAUCGCGUCUCAAGUCUCAACUCGAGAGACAUCAGCCGUGAGCAAGAGGGGCAGGGAUGUGUGGGACAUGGAGCCGGGCAGCCUGGACACGGCCCGCCUGCUCAUGCUCCUUGCGCAGCAUCAGCAGCACCAGCACCAGCGCGCCGUCGCCGGGGCGCAGGUCAUGGGCGGCGGCCGUGUGUUCGAGUGCAAGACGUGCAACCGGCAGUUCCCCACGUUUCAGGCGCUGGGGGGUCACCGUGCCAGCCACAAGCGCCCCAAGCUGCACCACCCGCAGCUGCACGCGGUUGGCAAUGCCGACGACGGCGCGGCGCUCUGCCUCGGCCGCCAGAUGCCCCCGGUGCCGCCGCAGCCGCCAAGGCCAAGGGUGCACGAGUGCCCCGUCUGCGGGCUCCAGUUCGCCGUCGGCCAGGCGCUGGGUGGGCACAUGCGCCGGCACCGUGUCGAGGGCGAGGCCGCAGCCAGAGCGCCGAGCUGCGAGGCCGAGGCGACCAAGACGGCGUUGGCGUCGUGCGACGCCGGCGGGAUCUGCCUGGACCUGAACGGCUGAACCUGACGCCUUCGGAGAACUGCACCAAGUGUAGGAGCGUGGCGGGGCUCGGCACUGCUACCGGGCAGGUUGUACAUAAGGGCAUCUCCAGCCAUUGAG